AUGGCUGAGUUGGUUGGAACAUGGAAAUUUGUUGAAAGUUCUAAUAUGGAUGAAUUAUUUAGCGAAUUAGGAGCUCCGAAAGAUGUAUUUCAUGCUUCUUUGGAAUAUAAACCAACUUUGGUUAUUAGUUUGGGCGAUAAUGAAUUGCAUAUGAAAAUGAUUACGAACAAUACUGAAACGGAGCAGUCUUAUGAAUUAGGUAAAGAAGUUGAAGAAUUAACACUGGAUGGACGAAUUGUUUUGGCCUAUGUGACUGUUGAAUCAGACAAAAAAGUGGUUCACAUACAAACACAUGGCUUCUCGAAAACAGUCAUCACACGGGAAGUUUAUGAUGAUAUAUUGAUAACGACAAUAAAAAGUCAGAAUCAGACUGCAACAAUUAAAUAUCAACGCGUUUAAUUUGACUCAACAAAUACGGAUCAAACGACAUUGCGUAACUAAUACUGGAAAACUCCGUAAAGGCUCCCAUGUACAAUUGAUUCAAACUGUUUAUCAUUUGCAAGAGAAAUCUGUAAAAGCUUUAUUAACAUUUUUAGAAAUGUUUUUAUGUAUUUAUCGUGUAUUCCUAAUUAUAUGGUCUGAUGCAACACUC
Molecule: messenger RNA, 592 nt
Organism: Trichobilharzia szidati
Lineage: Eukaryota; Metazoa; Platyhelminthes; Trematoda; Strigeidida; Schistosomatidae
Source: the annotation of a GenBank genome assembly